AGUGUAUUUUACGCUGUAUUUUGAAAGAAAGAGAAGGUCACAUACAAUUUCAGUACUUGUGUAAGCGAGUAAGCUAUAUACCAAAAAACAAACGAAAAACUAACGAAAAACAAACUAGGUUGUUAAAAACAGUCCGGCCAACUUGUAUUUCGUUAGGUUUUUUGACAGAUGGCUGUAUUUCGUUAGUUUUUUUACACAGCUGUUUGCAUUUUGACAUACGAGAGAUUUUCUAAGCAUACAAUGGAAAUACAAGUUUUAUCUAUUGCAACAAAUUGUUUGCUAAACGCUGCUGCCUUAAUACAGCGUAGGAAAAAGGAAAAGACUAAAAAAAAAUAUUCUGCGCAGUGGCUUUUAAAAAGAGAACUGGAAGGAUUUAGCCAUAAACUGUUAAAGGAAAUUGAGUGCGAGGAUUCAAUCCUUCACAAAAAUAUCUUAAGAAUGACUCCAGCUCAGUUUGCAUUCUUAUUAGAAAAAGUACGCCCCUAUAUUAGCAAGCAGGAUACAAAAUUCAGGAACUGCAUAGGAGCUGCGGAACGGCUGCAGCUGACAUUGCGAUAUCUAUCCACUGGUGAAACCCAAAGGUCACUUCAAUUGCCGUUCCGAAUUCAGCAGUCAACCAUUUCCAGAAUUUUAAAGGAAUCAAUUCCCGCAAUAUAUUUGGCGUUAAGGGAGGAGUAUUUGAAAUUCCCUGCAAGUGAGCAAGAUUGGCGUGAUAUUGCAAAAGACUUUUAUCAGAUGUGGGGAUUCCCGAACUGCAUCGGCGCUUUAGAUGGAAAGCAUUGCAGAAUACUGCCAGUGAGGAAAGCAGGAUCUACGUAUUUCAAUUACAAAGGAUACCAUUCAUUUGUAUUGAUGGCAAUCGCUGAUGCCCACUAUCGUUUUAUUUAUGCUGAUGUCGGUGUUAAUGGGAGAGUGGGUGAUGCUGGAAUUUGGUUGAACUCGGACCUGAAAUACGCUAUUGAAAAAAAUGAAGUACAUAUACCAGCCCCAUGCACGCUCCCUUUCAUAUCAACUCCCUCGCCUUUUACUAUCCAAGACUAG
Rhagoletis zephyria (snowberry fruit fly) is the source of this 1041-nucleotide messenger RNA. RefSeq lists its product as uncharacterized. The record is from RefSeq and is a predicted model, not a curated record. Lineage: Eukaryota; Metazoa; Arthropoda; Insecta; Diptera; Tephritidae.